Molecule: messenger RNA, 1644 nt
Organism: Colletotrichum spaethianum
Lineage: Eukaryota; Fungi; Ascomycota; Sordariomycetes; Glomerellales; Glomerellaceae
Product: protein ecdysoneless
Exons: 3
Coding region: 1-1644 (547 amino acids)
Cellular component (GO): nucleus
Source: RefSeq, a predicted model, not a curated record
AUGGCCCAGCCAAUGCUGGGACGGCAGAUGGGAACCGCUAGCGACGACUCCAACGUUAACAACGCCCAAAGCCUGCCGGAAAAUUGCGUACAGUAUUGCAUUUUCCUGAUCGACUCCGACGCCCAGAACAACCAGAAAAAGCAUCUCUCCCGUCUUGAGGACCUGCGCAAAUCAGCUUUACGGCUUACAACUCGCCUGACGGCUGACUAUAUUUGGCAAAAAGGCUCGCUUACCCUCGAUGUGGUUACCGACCAAGGCCUGACCUUCCUACGAGGAACAACCGAUUACGGAGAUGCCAUCGAGGACGAGUGGCUGAUAGUAUACAUCCUCAGAGAACUCUCUAAAUCUCACCCAUCUGCCUGGGUGCGCGUGUUCGAUGCAGAUGGGGAGUUCCUCCUCAUAGAAGCAGCCAAUGUUCUUCCAAAGUGGCUGAGUCCAGAAACUGACCAGAACCGCGUUUGGAUCAACCAUGGCCGCCUCCGCAUCAUUCCGCAACAAUCCGACAAGGGGUCGAAGUCAAAGCUACUGACGCUGCCAGACGCCGUGGGGAUCAUCAGAAAUGCCCCUGGCUCGCUAAUUCACUCAGACUUCAUCGAAGCCGAGGCAUUCUAUCGCCUAGAAAAAUACCCUGGCCAGAUCCAGAACUCUCUGCAUCACGCACUCGUGACGAUCCCCCGAAGGCUAGCCCAUGUUCUUCACCAGAGCCCGAAGGCUGUCGCUCCGGCUGUGGAAUCUUUCUAUCUCCGCGACGCAUUAGAUUUGAAAACUCUUCUGUCUCGGAACAAUGACCUCCACUUUCCUCCGAAGGAUCUUGUCACGCUGAGUGUAAAAUUCACCAGAGUAUUAUUUGCUCAACUCAGAUCCCAGAGGUUCGAGCCUCCCGUUCCGUGGGCCACCUUGAUUCAACAAGCAAAGGGGACAGAACAAACCCGUCUCGAAAUGGGCAUGAAACUCACAUGCGGAUUUGAAAUCAUGCUGAACAACAUUAGCAAGACCGACAGUCGUGAGGCCCAGGAGGCGAGCAUCGUUGCCGAGGACCUUAAAGAGGACGGGGACUCGGUCCUGCCUGGGGAUGAUGAAAUCAUUACAUGGAAAGAUGCUCACCGAGAAGAUGACGAGUCGUGGAUGGAUAUAAAUUACGAGGAUUUUGAAAAUGAGCUAUCAGGACGGAAAGGCGGAAACCGCAGUGGACCCAAAUCCGGCGAGUCGGUUGUAGCACCAAAUAAAUCUGCACAGACCGGGCUGGACGAAAACACAGAUGAGAAAGAAUCUGAUGACGAAGAGCUCCGGAAGCUAGCUUCCCAGUUGGAAGCAGAGCUUAAACAACAUGGCGCCCUCAAGUUAGAUCAGCCACGGAACAACGCUUCUGUACUCAAAGAUAAGGGCAAGGGCAGGCAGAAGGCAUCUGUUGACGAAAGGAAUAUGGCAGCGACGACUGAUCAUGUAAACACUGAGUACGAAGACGAGAACGAUGGCGACGAUGGUGAAGUCGACAUUGACUACAACCUAGCCAAGAACCUCCUCGAGAGCUUCAAGGGACAGGCAGGCAUGCCAGGCCCAACCGGUAACAUCCUAGGCAUGAUGGGACUUCAACUCCCGCGAGAUGAAGACACGAGUGACGUCGAGGAAAGCAAAGGAAGAUGA